Gaeumannomyces tritici R3-111a-1 is the source of this 318-nucleotide messenger RNA. RefSeq lists its product as hypothetical. The record is from RefSeq and is a predicted model, not a curated record. The transcript is spliced from 2 exons. NCBI's taxonomy places the organism in Eukaryota, Fungi, Ascomycota, Sordariomycetes, Magnaporthales, Magnaporthaceae. Bases 1 to 318 code for a protein of 105 amino acids.
AUGCGUGACCCAAACUUGCAUAUGGAGGCCAUCGGGGGCAGCGUCUCCCAGCAUCGGCCGGCCUGGCAGCCCGGUGCGGGAUCUCUUGGGUACCACAUAACCUACGGAGCAAUCCGCCGAACCAGCUUAUGUAGCUCUGCCGGUAGAGUACAGACAAAUUCGACGGCUCCCCAGCAGCGUUCAGCCGAAAUCGCAGCAGAAGUCACAGCAAGAUAUGGUCCUUUCACCUGUCGGCCGCGAGACUUUCACCAUAUCACUCACCACACCAGGAGCAGGGUCUUCACCAAAGGCAAGGGCGCCAGCCAAGGCAACCCUUGA